AUGGCUGAGUCAGACAAGACUUCUAUCAGCUCCCUAGACAAGCAGGCCAAGGAUGUCGUGAUCUCCGAGAAAUACGGCAGCGAGACCUCGUCCACCACAGACAAUGAGAGCGUCUACGGCGGCUUGGCCGCAAAGCUCAAUAUCCCCGCCGACUGGCCUCCGCUCGCGACCCACGCUCCCAAGCAGUACUUCUUCUGGAGCAGGCGAAAAGCGAGCGACCCGGACCUCGACGCAGUGGCCACGCAGCCCUCGGUCUUUGACGAUCCGGAAAAGGCGCCGCUGCACCAGCCGAUUCCAGAGUACGAGAGUCUUCACCGGGUUGAUCCGAAAGCGCGGUGGACGUGGCGCGAGGAGCGGGCGAUUGUUCGCAAGGUCGACUUUCGGAUUAUGCUGUGGUGCGCUAUCAUGUUCAUGGCGUUGCAGUUGGAUCGCGGCAAUAUCUCGCAGGCGGUGUCGGAUAAUAUGCUCGAGGACCUUGGGUUCAAUACCAAUGUCUACAACAACGGAAAUGUUAUAUUCAAGGUGUGCUUCUUGAUCUGCGAGGUUCCUUCUCAGUUAGUGAGUAAGAAACUCGGUCCCGACGUUUGGAUUCCGAUCCAGAUGAUUUCGUGGAGUAUUGUCGCUCUUUCUCAAUACUGGAUUAAAGACGAGGCCGGAUUCUACAUCACCCGAGGUCUAUUGGGUGCCUGGGAAGGCGGCUUUAUCGCCGACAUCUGCCUGUACCUGUCCUACUUCUACACCUCGAUCGAGCUCCCCGUUCGUCUCGCGUACUUCUGGUGCGCCCUGACAGUCUCGCAGAUCGUCGCCGCGUUCCUCGCCUUUGGCAUCCUGCACAUGCGCGGCGUCAACGGCGUCGAGGGCUGGCGCUGGAUGUUCCUGAUCGAAGGAUGCCUGACCGUCUGUGUCGGCAUUGUCUCGUUUGUCCUGAUGCCGCCGUCGCCUACCAAGACCGCGUCCUGGUUCCGCGGUAAGAACGGCUGGUUUACCGAGCGCGAGGAGACAAUCAUCGUCAACCGCGUCCUUCGCGACGACCCGUCAAAGGGAGACAUGCACAACCGCCAGGCGCUCGACUGGUCGAUGCUGAAAAAGUCUUUGCUUGACUACGACCUCUGGCCGAUUUAUAUCAUCGGCUUGGUGUUUGACAUGACAACUUCCACAGUGGACACGUACCUCACGCUCACCCUGCGCUCGAUCGGAUUCGACACCUUCCAGACAAACCUCAUGGUCCUACCCAAACAGUUCCUCCACCUCUUCACCUUACUCGGCGUCACCUACCUCUCGCAAGUGACCGACCAACGCAGCUUAAUGGGCCUCGGCGCCCAGAUCUGGGCCCUCAUCUUCCUCAUCCCGCUCCGGACAUUCACCUCCUCCACCGGCCGCUGGACAAAAUACGUCAUCACGACCCUCCUCCUCAGCUCGCCCUACACGCACGCAAUCCAAGUCGGCUGGACGUCGCGCAACUCCAACUCUGUCCGCACGCGCACGCUCUCGGCCGCGAUGUACAACAUGUUUGUCCAGCUCAGCGGCAUCAUCUCGUCCUACAUCUACCGCGACGACGACAAGCCGCUGUAUAACCGCGGCAACACGAGCUUGAUCGGGAUCGCGGUCAUGAACAUGGCUGUGUUUGUGCUCGUCAAGGCGUACUACGUGCACCGGAACCGGCAGCGCGAGCGCGUGUGGAGUGCGAUGAGCUUUGAGGAGAGGGAGGAGUAUUUGAGGACUACGAAGGAUACCGGUAAUAAGCGACUAGAUUUCAGAUUUGCGCAUUAG
Myxozyma melibiosi is the source of this 1770-nucleotide messenger RNA. Its product is annotated as major facilitator superfamily domain-containing protein. Gene Ontology annotation, molecular function: transmembrane transporter activity. Lineage: Eukaryota; Fungi; Ascomycota; Lipomycetes; Lipomycetales; Lipomycetaceae. Gene Ontology annotation, cellular component: membrane. The transcript has 3 exons. The record is from RefSeq and is a predicted model, not a curated record. Gene Ontology annotation, biological process: transmembrane transport. The coding region runs from base 1 to 1770 and encodes 589 amino acids.